Molecule: messenger RNA, 1371 nt
Organism: Aphidius gifuensis
Lineage: Eukaryota; Metazoa; Arthropoda; Insecta; Hymenoptera; Braconidae
Gene: TTLL1B
Product: probable tubulin polyglutamylase TTLL1
Exons: 9
Coding region: 64-1371 (435 amino acids)
Biological process (GO): microtubule cytoskeleton organization; protein polyglutamylation
Cellular component (GO): cilium
Molecular function (GO): tubulin-glutamic acid ligase activity; ATP binding; tubulin binding
Source: RefSeq, a predicted model, not a curated record
AUUAAAACACAAUAGUGUUGUUAAUUGAUGAUUAAAAAUUUUUGUAAAAUAUAAAAAGCUAAUAUGGCAGGAAUAAACAAUGACAACAAAAGAUCUGUUAACAAUAAUUUAUCAACAAUUUAUGGAAGAGUGCCCACAGUUGGAACAGACAAAAUGAAGGUAACAUUUUGCACAGAUAUGGACAAAUCAGUAAUUGUUUAUAAUUUUGAAAAACGAGGUUGGAGUCAAGUUGGUCCAGAAGAUGAUUGGAAUUUUUACUGGGCAGUAACACAAUCAUGUAGAAAUAUAUUUAGUGUUGAAACUGGAUAUCGUAUGGGUGAUAAUCAAUUAAUAAAUCAUUUUCCAAAUCAUUAUGAGCUAACAAGAAAAGAUUUACUUGUUAAAAAUAUAAAAAGAUACAGAAAAGAUCUUGAAAGAGAAGGAAGUCCACUUGCUGAACGUGGUGAUGUACCAGGAAAAUAUCUUCAUCUUGAUUUUAUACCAGUAACAUUUGUUCUACCAGCUGACUACAAUAUGUUUGUUGAAGAGUACAGAAAAUCACCUCAAAGUACAUGGAUCAUGAAACCAUGUGGUAAAUCACAAGGUGCUGGUAUAUUUUUAAUAAAUAAAUUAAGUAAAUUAAAAAAAUGGUCACGUGAAGCUAAAAAUCCAUUCAACCCAAAUUUAUCAAAAGAAUCAUAUGUCAUAUCAAGAUAUAUUGAUAAUCCUUUAUUAAUUGGUGGUAAAAAAUUUGAUUUACGUCUUUAUGUAUUGAUAACAUCAUUUCGUCCACUCAAGGCAUAUCUAUUUAAGCUUGGUUUUUGUAGAUUUUGUACUGUUAAAUAUGACACAAGUAUACAAGAGCUAGACAACAUGUACGUUCAUCUUACAAAUGUGUCUGUUCAAAAACAUGGGGAUGAAUAUAAUAGUCUUCAUGGUGGUAAAUUAAGUGUACAAAAUCUUCGUUUAUAUCUUGAAAGUACAAGAGGUAAAAUUGUUACUGAAAAACUAUUUUCAAAUAUAUCAUGGUGUAUUGUACAUUCAUUGAAAGCUGUUGCACCAGUUAUGGCUAAUGACAGACAUUGUUUUGAAUGUUAUGGCUAUGAUAUUAUUAUUGAUAAUAAAUUAAAACCAUGGCUAAUUGAGGUAAAUGCAUCACCAUCAUUGACAUCAACUACUGUUAAUGAUAGAAUUUUAAAAUACAAAUUAAUUGAUAAUAUUAUAUCAGUUGUAUUACCACCUGAUGGAGUUCCAGAUGUCAGAUGGAACAAAUGUCCAACUAUUGAAGCCAUGGGAAAUUUUGAACUUCUUUUGGAUGAAGAAUUAGCAGCUCAAGAUGAGAAAGAAACAACUUCAAAUAAAUAUAAAAACUCAAACAACAAAUGGAAAUAA